Doryrhamphus excisus (bluestripe pipefish) is the source of this 2288-nucleotide messenger RNA. It is a transcript of the gene mthfsd, whose product is annotated as methenyltetrahydrofolate synthetase domain containing. The record is from RefSeq and is a predicted model, not a curated record. Gene Ontology annotation, molecular function: RNA binding. Gene Ontology annotation, cellular component: cytoplasm. NCBI's taxonomy places the organism in Eukaryota, Metazoa, Chordata, Actinopteri, Syngnathiformes, Syngnathidae.
UGGUCAGAUUUUUCCCCUUCACUUUUGGUAGGAUAUGUUGUGCUUGUUUCAGACCACUUUGCUAAUAUUUGGCAACUAUUGUGAAUAAACCCUCAAAAUUGGCACGUAUAUGUCAUUUGUUGGCUGUCUACUUCGAGAAGCAUAACUAAAUCGAUAGAAAUGUUUAAAAAGAUACUCAUAGUAAAUAUCACCAAUAUAGUCUCGUAAAUUGCUAGAAAUGUCGUAAGGCUUCUCGAUUUCGGCGUCUAGAAAAUUCAGUGACCAUAUAUGGACAACGCCAGAGUUCCAGAUACAGUGUAAGGUAACUGUUGUCAUACGGUUUACUUGAAACAAACCAUGUUUCCUUUACACUGGAGAAUGACGUAAUAUAUGUGGUUUUGCGCUGAAGUUGAAACCUAAACGCAUUACUUUACUCUACUGCAUCUUUUUUUACUUCGCUUUUUGAUACGGUACGUUUGACCCUCCUGGCUCGCCGUAGAGAGAAUAAACAUUGUCACGCAGCUGUCCCUGUCGUGUUACGUUACUUGCAUAUCAUAUCGCACAUGUAAGUUCUCCCUACGAAAGAUAAGCCGAAUAAUUGUUUCUGUGACACAACGCCAUGGAGCCUCUUAUAAAAAUCAGUCCAGGAGCAACAAAAUGGGAUAUUCGUCAAAAAGUUUGGGACUACAUCGAAGACAAGAAUCUGGCUAACUUCCCCAGGCCUGUUCACAACAGAAUCCCUAAUUUCAAGGGUUCUAUUCAAGCCUGCAACAGGCUUGCUGUCCUGCAGGAGUUCAAGUCCAGCCAGACAGUUAAAAUAAACCCCGACAGACCCCAGCAGCAGGGGGCUUUCACAGCCUGCGCCAAAGUCUCUGAGCUCCAAGUGUUUACCCAGACAGCUGAGGUGAAGGUGGAUCCUGAUAAACCUCUGGAGGGUGUCCGCCUUGCAGUGUUGCAGGCACACAAAACUUUAUUGGUCCCAACCCCUCGUCUUCGUUCUGGCCUUUUUAACAAGAUUGUUCCUCCCCAGGGAGCCAACAAAGAACAGCUGCGUAUAUGCUCUUCCUCUCAGGGUGUGAAAGAGUUUAGCACGCCAAUUGGCCUGGAUGCCAAAGUCAAGGUGGACCUUGUGGUGGUUGGCUCUGUGGCUGUGUCGGAGAAAGGUUUCCGCAUUGGAAAAGGUGAAGGCUAUGCUGACUUGGAGUACGGAAUGAUGGCCUCAAUGGGCGCUGUGGAUGAGUCUACUGUUGUGGUCACUGUCGUCCAUGACUGUCAGGUAGUGGACAUUUCUGAGGAGAUCAUAGAAAGUCAUGACCUGACUGUGGAUUACAUACUCACCCCAAGCAGAGUUAUUAAGACCAAUUGCCAGUCUCCAAAGCCACAAGGAAUCAUCUGGACUAAGCUGGACACAGCAAAACUGGAGAAGAUACCCAUUCUGAAGAAACUCCUGGCCCUGGAGGAACAGGCAGGGAAGGAUGUCAUGCUUGGGGCAGAGCCUCCUGCAACUGAGCCUCCUUUGCCAAAUGAUCAACCCAAAAGGCAAAGCAGACGGAGGCCAAGGCAGAAAGCCCGGCAAGACACCCAGGAAGAGUCCAAUGAGGAGAAAAGUGUGGAGCCAGGACAGAACACCAGACGACAUCCACCUCGAGUGAGGAAAGAAAGCAGAGGAAGUGAGGGAGAGGGUGUCGAAAGGAGAAGGAGAAGGGGGCGAGGAGGUGGGAAUAUGAAGGAGAAGGGUUCAGAGGAGACUGGAGGUGAAGUUCUGACCCAAAGUAAGAGCCUUCCUGGUGUAACCACAGUAUAUCUGGGUGGGAUCCCCACCGAGUUGCGCGUUAGCCAGCUGAAGACCGCCCUUAGAGAGAGACAGGCGGGGCCCCUCAGGCUCACCUGGCAGGGAGCUCAGCACCGGGCCUUCCUGGACUACAGCGACCAGCAGGCUGCCGAGAAGGCCCUCGAGGCUCUGCAGGGUCUCAGUCUGAACGGUUUCAGUCUGCAGGUCGAGAUGGCCAAGAGUCAACGCCGCAGCAAGAGGCCCGGCCCAUCCAAUCGGAGACCAAAACCAGCGGCGGCAACCGCUGCGACAAGUGAUGCAGAAGCAACCAAGUCAAAGAGUGCGACCCCUGAAAAGACUGAGCAGUAAAAAAACAAAUAACUGUGCACUGACCUUAAAAUGCCUUAUAACACAUUGGUAACACAUUGGUUGGUUUCAAUGUAUCUGGGUUGAUUACAGUAGAGCCAGAUGUUUAUAUUGAGCAGCCUCUAAAUAAAAUAUGCAACAACAGCAUCUCUAAAUGUGAAUAUUUUUGAUU